Penicillium chermesinum is the source of this 258-nucleotide messenger RNA. RefSeq lists its product as uncharacterized. The transcript is spliced from 3 exons. The coding region runs from base 1 to 258 and encodes 85 amino acids. The record is from RefSeq and is a predicted model, not a curated record. Lineage: Eukaryota; Fungi; Ascomycota; Eurotiomycetes; Eurotiales; Aspergillaceae.
AUGUCGUCCAGUUCCAAGAACUCGCAAGCUUCUCGCAUGCCGAACGAGUUUGGCAGUGACUAUUGGGUCCGCAACCAGAAAGAGCAUCGUCAUUCUACCGCAGGGCGUGGUCUCUUCGCUGGCCUCCAAGACGUGAAACACUACAACGUCGAGAACGGCUGGGCUCGCCGCAAGUCCGAGCCGCAAUCAUCAGGGUUAUUCAGUUUCAUCUACAACAAGAUCACGGGUGGAGCUGCUUACCAUGCCCCGACCGACUAA